GGUAUAAUCGUGACGUCAAAGAUCAACAGAUCGGAUUACUCCAUCUCAAGGCGCGGCUAGUUUCUUUGUUUUACACAGAGUUUAAAAUGGACUUGGACCCAAGGCUUUUUAACAUUUGCCGAUGGAUUGGAUUCAGAGGCGACAGAUUUAGAGGUUAAGGAUGAAAGUUUACAUCUUCAUUUUUCAUCAGGAGGCGAAUCAGAGCCAAAAUCUGUGUUAUCAGCAACACCCAAGACAAAGAAAAGAACAGCCACAUCAUUGCAAUCUACAGGUUUAAGGAAAUCUCCUAGAAAACCUGCCAAAGACAGGCUCUAUGAAACUCUGCAGCUUUCUUGAUGUGAGUCUGGAGAUGAAGAUGAACCCCAACAUGAUCCUCCAGCACAAAAGAAAAAGAAAAGUAUUGAGUGUACAACAGCAGUCCGAAGGUCUCCAAGAAAAGAUUUGAAGGACAAGAGUGCAUCAUGGAGUGCAGUGAAGGACUCUUAUUUAAAUGGUCAACAGACGGAUUUGAAAUGGAACUACGGUACAGCAAAAGAUUCAUGGAUGAAGAAAAUGUACCACUGACAGUAUUUAUGAGGAACAGUGUACAAGGGAUUGCGCCAGAUGAAAGAAUUGACAUCAUAGAUGCUGCCAUUAAAAGAUAUUUUACAUCCAAAAAGGAGGCUAACAAUAGGCACAAUAAGAAUAAAGAAGAGUUAAAUAAAAAGAGGCAAGCAACAUAUGAAAGAAAGAAAGAGAAAUUGAAGAGGAGACUUGUUGCGGUAGAGAAGACGGGAUGGUCCGAGGAGAAGAAAAAUAAAGUUAGAACAUUUUUCCAGCUACCAUAUGCUCACAAAUAUAUGAGCAGUGAUGAGGAGGGAGAUGAUGGCUUUGUGUCCCAUCCAUAUUCCUGGGAGAGUGAGGAAUUACAGAAAGUUACAGGAAGUCUGGACAAAAAAUAUUUAGAGACAUGUCCUCCACGUAGCAAGAGGUUAUUGUCCAAAAAAGUAGCGGGUCUCUAAGAGAAGAAGAGCCACCUAAAUUGAACAUUAUUCAUGCAUGGACUUUAAACAUGUGAAUUGCAUGUUAAAAUAUGUUCUUAACAUGUAAUAUUUUUUUUAUUUUUUGACUAUGUGAUGCAUAUGCAAUUUCUUUUUUGUAACACCACUUUUUCAUUUGUACACAUAUUUAGUCUUUGAAUCUGAAGUGCCACAAAGAUCUGUAUUGGGACCAUUGUUGUUUAUAUAUAUAUGUGUUAAUGAUAUUGCAGAUAUACAGAUUAUUUGCGGAUGAAAGUUCUCUGCAGCAGUCAUUCAAAUCUGUUAAAUUUUUCGAAGACAAUUUCAAUUAUGAUCUUUAGGUUCAGAAAAUGACCUUUGUAGUUCAAUUCUUUUAAAACAAAAUUUGAUACCAUUGAUACAAUAAGAAUUGUUCAAAUUAAGCAUAUCUUUACACAAAAUUCAAGAUAAUGCAUUCUAUCAUAAAAUAUAUCAAAAAUAUUUUGUUAUGCAUCCCAGCAUGUUUGAAAUAUCAAUGAUUUAUUGUGUACAAUUUGUUUUAUAUUGUUAUACAUGUCCAUGUACAUUAACCACCGUUAUUGUGGUAUAUAAUCAUACAUUUGUGAAAAAUAGAAAUUAAUAAAUUGACUAUUGAUAUUUGAA
Messenger RNA from Ostrea edulis (European flat oyster), 1640 nucleotides. RefSeq lists its product as uncharacterized. NCBI's taxonomy places the organism in Eukaryota, Metazoa, Mollusca, Bivalvia, Ostreida, Ostreidae. The record is from RefSeq and is a predicted model, not a curated record. The transcript has 7 exons. Bases 462 to 1001 code for a protein of 179 amino acids.